GUGUAGUUAUACAGUUAAAUACGAUGCUGUGUUGGUUAAGAUUUACUGUCUUGGUUUAUAUCUCAGGUUUUCCUUGGAAUGACGUAUCUGGAUGCAACAACACUGCGCCCUGCAAAUUUAAAGGUGGAGAGCUUCUUGAACAUCUCGAUCAACUCAGUGUUAGUUCCGCCCACCCUGGAACCAUCAAUGUGUCGCUUACUGAAAUCAACCUUGAAUGGUUUAGGACAAAUCGGAGGGUGUUUAACGGUAAACUUGCCGCCCCGAUCAUACGAUUCACGGAAACCGAUGGCCUGCGUAUCCGAUUAACCAACAACUUACCUGGAAAUCCAGUUUCAUCAACCAAUUACUCCAUCAACAAAGUAAUGCUGGAUAUUUCGGGUCUAAGACUUCAUCCAGACGCCUUAAAAACAAACUCGCUUCAGGAUUUAAUUAAUCCUGGCGAGAGCACGAGUAUAGAACGAGGGAUUUUCAGCAGAAAUUCAGGCACUUAUUUAUAUGGAACUUUUACAAAUGGAUCCUCCAACUUUAUGAUAUCCAGUGGGUUAUGUGGUAUGGCUGUUGUGGAAGACAUCUCAGGUAACAUCCAUGAAACAUUGUCCAAUAUAUCUUGUCCUGGUCACUGUGGGGAUGAAAUCCAUCUUUUAUUUGGUUCAACUAUGCAAUACUCACAAAGUGGGGGGGAUUUUGGAAACCUUCAAAGUACAGUUGGGGAUGAAGACAACAGAAACUUGGAACUUCUAACUGGGACCAACCAAACAUUAGAGGAUUGGCUGCGAGAUGAUAAUAAUGGUGUUAAUUAUGUCACUGUGAAUGGGAAGAUACAACCAACAUUAAACUUACAAGCCGGAGAAAUGAAAAGAUUCAGAUUGGCUAGCUGUUGUGCAACUCAAACCCUCAGUAUUACCUUGAAUAAAAGCCAUUGUGAUGUCAGAGAGAUAGCAUCAGAUGGCAGUUACCAUGGCAACCCACGUGAGCCUGCAACUUUACUUCUGCCAGGAUCAACAUUGGACUGGAUCGUCGUUUGUAACACACCUGGAACAUUCCGGGUGACUUCCGUACAGUCUUCACAAAGUCUCAAUAUUUAUUCUGAGUUCCUUCUUCUGAUAAAUGUAACUGGCCCUCCAACAAGUGCAACCAUACCAGACUUCAUCAUCACAACUCAGCCUGACUUCGACUUGAGAAAUGAACCUGUUCGGCUGAAUUACACUUUAGAGGUUGGGCCCCCUGGAUCAAUAAACAGAAGAAGUAGCACCUUGUUUAAUGAUAUUAGAUUUGAAAUCGUCACCAACGAAUCUGCAUUAGUGAUGGAUUGGAAUCUUGUGAACACUCAUCCAACACAAAGCAAGUUAAUUUACUUCAGAAGACACAGAGUCCAGUUUCUUCGCAACAAUUCCUAUACCGGGCCCUAUACAGUUGGAGAAACGUCAUGGCAAUUAUGUGACUAUAACCAAGAGCCUUGCUGCUGCCAAUAUAAAGGUUACAAUGCACAAACUGCAACUUCAUGCAAAUCAAUUCCGUGUCAACAAAUUAUAACUUCAAAAUCUUCAGACUUAACUUACAACAAUGGUGACCAUAGAUACAACAUACUCGUUUCACCACAAGGAAAUAUAACAGUUCGUGUGUUACUAGUUAUCCAUGGGGAAAUACAUGAGGUUUAUGAAGUUGGGGAAUCAGAUUUACAACAGCGAGAUAAAGGAGCAAUGCUUAUGUUUAGAACUACUGCGAGUAAUACAACUACUUUGAUAAGUCACAUGAAUGAAUCUGUUGGAAGCUGUGGCAUUUGUUCGGCGCCGGUUGCCACAGUGGAAAGGGGUUGUAACAUUGUCAACUUACCUGAUGCUCCGUCAUGUAAGGUCACUACAACCAUCCAACCCAGCACCACUGUUUUUCCAACAACUGUGACGAUCCCCACAAGCUCAGAAAAACCAAGCAGCACGGAGCAACCAAUCACCACGGAGCAACCAAUCACCACAACCCAACCUCCAGUUAAUGUUGAAAUAAUAGCUGGUUCAAUCUUGGGAGUUUUAGUUAUAGCUGUUGUGAUUACUGUCAUCAUUUAUAUAAAGAAACAUUUUAGUCACAAUCAAAACAAUAGCGAUAGACCUGAAAAUAUAGAUCUAUCUGAAAUGAACACAAUAAUUGACAAUCUUCCUGAUGGUAGUCAACCACCCCCUAAUCAUUUACCUCCCAUGCAUUCAACUCCACCAUUACCCAAUACCACGUGACCAAAUGUACCAACUACCACGUGACCUAAAUGCACUUCAUCUCACACAAAACUUGACUUGUCUAAGAGGUAAUGAGUCAGAAUAACUCUUGAAUGCACUUUUGGCUCAUAAUGUUGCAAUGGCCGAUAAAAGCUUCUAUUCUAUAUUAACUUGGAAGUUGUGAAGAAUGCCUCUGCAGCUGGACUGCUAGGAUGUAAACAAUUAAAGAUAAAAAAAGAUUUUUUCUAAACUGAUAUAAUCAUUCUUUUCUACCUAUCAGUUUUGCUUAACCUGUUUAGACUUUUUUCUUUAAAUGUAACAUUUAAUGUGAAAUCAAAAUGUCUUGACUAAUAUCUCAUGAUACUAAACUACUUUACCCUUUUUUAAGCACUUAUGUUAUAUAUUUUAAGGGGUAUCAGGCCUAAAUGCCACUGCAUGCUCUGCUGUGUAACUUGCCAAUUUAAAAUGACUAUUACAUUUUCUUAAAAAAAUGCUUCUUAUAUAUGCGCACAAAAUUCUUUUUUCACUUCAUACACUGUUUUGUUUAAUAUUUUUGAAAACUAUUUAUUUAUAGUAUUUUUAAACUAUUUCUUGACUCCUUCAUUUUUAUAUUAAAAUAAAAUUCUUUAGAAAUAAAGACAAUUGUAUCUGCACUGUUAUGUUCGUUUAAACUGACCAUAAAAUGUGCACCCAAGUAAGCAUUAAGAUACAACAACAAUCUGUUUGAUGAAUGUUUAUCAUUUAUUCCCAAUAUUGCACACUUAAUCCUUUGACACAUCUACAAAAUCACAUAACGUUUGACCAAGUUUCACUACGGUAUGUUUAAACCAAACAUUUCUUCAGCAAUCUCCGUAAAAAAGUAACACCACCAAAAUACAGUGCAACACAUGCACUGCGGUAAAUUAUCUAAAACACAAGUUUCAACAAACAACAUCAGAGGUUGUACUCUCGUCUACUGACUAAACUAGUCGCCACUUAUUUAGAUUUUGCUUUUUAGUCACCGGACUAAAACUUAAUCAGUAGAUUUUGACCGAGUAACUUCUGUAAUCAGUAAUACA
Messenger RNA from Ciona intestinalis (vase tunicate), 3262 nucleotides. Lineage: Eukaryota; Metazoa; Chordata; Ascidiacea; Phlebobranchia; Cionidae. The record is from RefSeq and is a predicted model, not a curated record.